Messenger RNA from Pogonomyrmex barbatus (red harvester ant), 4165 nucleotides. RefSeq lists its product as uncharacterized. Lineage: Eukaryota; Metazoa; Arthropoda; Insecta; Hymenoptera; Formicidae. Gene Ontology annotation, biological process: regulation of transcription by RNA polymerase II. Gene Ontology annotation, molecular function: protein binding. Gene Ontology annotation, cellular component: nucleus. The record is from RefSeq and is a predicted model, not a curated record.
AAAAAACUGCACGGGAGAGGCGCAGCAACGGGCAAACCGAACCGCGCGCGAAUCAAGUGCUUUGGCCAGUCGCGUUCCCAAUCACUCUACGACUAGGUAGUCCCCCGGUGUGUGUCCCAAAGAAGCGGCGAGGAGAGCAGCUGGGUCCUUCGGUCCUCGACGUUCGGCCGACGCGCAAGAUAAUACACGCAGGACAUUUCUAAAAUCGCGCACCGUCAAUUGUCAUCAGCUCGCUCGCUCUCUCUCUCUCUCUCUCUCUCCUUUCUGUCGCGUAUCAUCCCGCGAUCGAGCCACGAUCCCGCGGCGCGUGUUACGCACAAGAAAGUGUUAUCAAUUCUGUCCUGCUUCGCCUGAAACCUUCGUGUUUUUUUCACGCUUUUCGCCGCCGCGUUUCCUUUUCUCGAUCGACGAGAAUUCUCGACCGCGUACGUUUCGGAGGAAUAAUUUAAUCCGGGGUGUCCGGUACCAUUGUCGAGAGAGGAACAGAGAGAGAGAAGAAGAAGAAGAAGAAGAAGAAGAAAAAGAAGAAGUGCGCGAUCUUCAGUUAUACCGAAGAACAAGGCGAAAAAGCAGUGCGCGCCCAUGCGUGUAUCGACGGGAUCGCGAGUACGCGUUACGGUGAUCCAGUUACGCGCGUUUUACACGAGGAGAAGAGGGAAAGGGAGACGACUUCCUUGAGGAGAGAGAAACGGUCACGGUGUGAGUGAUAUCACGGUACACGCGCGCCUGUUAAAUCUCGCCUGUGACGUUUUUCGUCAUCCGACCUGUGUGUCCCGAGGGUCCGCGAAGGAUCCGCGAUUUGCGAAACGAUCGACGUGCCCUGCGGACGGACUCGGAGGAGAAUCGGUGACAGGGAGCGGAAGGAGAGCACGCGAGAAGGAAAGUGCAUUACACGUCAGUUCGGGACGUGAGUCGUGAAAGAGAAGAAUGAGCUAGCGCAAACGGAAGAACGGAGAUCUUUUUUCGUUUUUCGCGAUUGCCGCAUGUUUUCCCGAACCAUCGUCGACGAGGGUGAUCUCUGUGAGGCGAUUGUGAAAAAUCUGAGGAAAUUCAAGUUCGUCGAUCAAAUUGAGCCUCGCUAGUGGAACACACGACUGUCCCAUACGUCAUUAUACAAUCACUAACGAUCCGUUCGUCUGUCAGAGAUUCUACGCGCGAUUUCAUCCAAUUUCCGCCACCGGAUAAGACAUCGUAGAGUACAAUAGAGAUCAGCCAGUGGAGCGGCUUGAAAACCGAAAGAAAAGCGAAGAAAAGAAGCGCGACGCGGUGAAAAGAGACGACAGUCGCGUCUCCCGAGUUGGCGAUAUUUCGGCGCAGCGCUGGAAGAAAUCGGCGGAAGUCGGAGGAGAGACGUUCGCUCCGCCGACGUGAUCGUCAUCGUCGUCGCAUCGGAACGAUAGAAUCACGGGGCUCGGCACCGACGACAAGGACGCCGGGCAAAGGAGGUCCACACUUCACUUCUCGCUUGACGAUCAAGACAUAACGGCAAUAACGAGGGCACCACCGGGAUUCAGUCAAUUGGUACCGCGCGUCGUCCGGUGAGCGAUGAUAUUUAACUGCGAAACGCGUGCCGCACAGUGACAGCCGGUGUGGAGGAAAGGGACCGGAAGGCCGCGUCAGACCGCAGAACGGAAUCAGAAGUCGGAGGAUGGUGGUUUGAAAUCGGCGAGACGACACCGGGAAGGCGACGCACGUGAGAGCGACUCUCUGACAAGACCCCCCUCCCCACCCCAACAAGGUGAAUAGACACAACGAUGGUAGAUACACAACACUUUUGUCUGCGAUGGAACAAUUACCAGAGCAGCAUAACCUCGGCGUUUGAAAAUCUGCGAGACGAUGAGGACUUCGUGGACGUGACGCUGGCUUGCGACGGCAAGAGCCUGAAAGCGCAUCGCGUCGUCCUCUCCGCCUGUAGCCCAUACUUCAGAGAAUUGCUCAAGAGCACGCCAUGCAAGCACCCAGUGAUAGUGCUACAGGACGUAGCGUUCAGCGACUUGCAUGCCUUAGUGGAGUUUAUUUAUCACGGCGAGGUGAACGUGCAUCAGCGUUCUCUCAGUAGUUUUCUGAAGACGGCGGAGGUCCUCAGGGUAUCGGGCCUCACGCAACAGGCCGACCAGACCGACAGGGAUGAGCUGUCGCAUGUCCGCGCGCUGGCGGCCGGCGGCAAUCACCUGCCGUUCCACGAGAAGUCGGAGGAGACUUUCCCUCGCGGUGGCUCGCCACCCACGCCUGUGACCCCGACGCCGACCACGGUGCAGCAGCUCCUGCGCCGUGCCCAGAUACGCCGAAACGAGAGACGCACCCCGGACCCGCACGAUGAAUCGGCAAAGAGACCGCGAGUGCCGUCGCCGCCGCUCAACAAUAACGACGCCACGCCCACGGAUUUCUCGAUGGUCAAGAACAACCACCUGUCGACGAAGGUGGAGGGCAAUGGGGUGCACGACGAGAACAGCCUCGUCGAGGACAAUAUAAAGUGCGAGCCGUUGGAAUUGACAGGCGGCAACGGCGGCGGCAACGCCGGCAACAACGAGGACUCGUCGGACUCCGGCGCCGCGGCCUCGGACCGGCCGCCCGCGUCCGCGAGUAGCAACGAGCACGAGCCGGAGCCGGAGCACACGUCCGCGCAGAACUUCCUACCGGAGAGCAAGCUCUUCACGUCGACACCCGGCAGCUUCAACUUUAGCAUGGCGGCGCUCACCACCGACCACACGCCGUUGUCAGUGAAAUUUCCAGGGUUGGGCCACGGCUUGCAGACACCGGAUCUAGCGGGCACUUCGCAAGGUCUGUUGGCCGGCAGCGGCGCGAGCGAUGAGUUUCGAUGCGAGCCGUGCAACAAAAACCUGACCUCCCUAACGCGGUUGAAGCGGCAUAUACAGAACGUGCACACCAGGCCCAGCAAGGAACCGAUCUGUAACAUCUGCAAGCGGGUUUACUCCAGUCUAAACAGUCUGCGCAACCACAAGAGCAUCUACCAUCGGCAGCACAACAAAAGCGAGCAGCAGAGAAAGGAAGUAGCACAGGUCCGCGAAUGGCAGAGAGAUCAGAGAGAGCACACCGAGAGAAAUUAUUCUGCGCAGCAACAACAACAGCAACAACAGCAACAGCAACAGCAGCAGCACCAGGCUCAACAACAUCCACGAAUGGGAUGAGAUUGCUCGCCGUUUGUUCCCCUCGCUUUCUCUCUCUCUCCCUCUGUCAUCAUGAGUUUCUUAGUGACGAGGAUGUACCGGAUGUUCACGCGACAUAGACGUAUGUUGUCGUUUUCGAUACGAUCGAUUAAGAUCCGAUCCGAUCCGAAAUUUUUGGGAUCGCCGCCGAUCGAAACGCACGCACGAUCUCUCCUUGUAUGACGGAGUAUGUAAGUCGACGGAUUUUCGAAACGCAGAAAUCUCGGUUCUUCGUUUGCUAUACCGUGUCCAAACACUGGCGAGAAGGACAGGCGAAAGGUGCGAAAGUGCGAAAGAAAGUCGAUCGAUCGUACACGAUUGUUUUGCGACUUGAUGUGACUUAGCGUAAACGUCGACGGCUCAUCACAGUAGUGUGGAGGAAUUACGAAAAACGAGUUAUUGAAUCUCUCGAGUCGAUGACGCGUCAACAUGAGGCGAAUUUAUUUUUUAUUUCGGUUUGCGAACGCAGGUCGGAUCGUACGAAUAUAUCCCUCCGAGGGGUGUAAAAUAAUCGUGAUGUAAUCAGUCAUCUGUCGUAUGCGCAAUAUGUCUCCGUUUGUGACGAUCGGUGAUGAAACUGCAGGUCGGACGAGCGACGUCUUUCGAAGCUUAACCUGCGUUAGUCGGAAAGUUGAGUCAAGUAUUGCCGCCCAGUCGAGUAGACGAGCGACAAUCCACGCAAAGCUGCAUUAAUAUUUUUUAUGAGAAAUAAGGUCUAUCUGCAUCUGUAAAUAGCGUUGCGAUAUGGGCGAAAGAUCGGAUCGAAGGUCCGUGUGUUAAUUAAGAAUUUGAGCGAUUACUUAUGUGAUAAAUAUAACUCCUUCGAUUUUCGAUAAUGGGCCACGCGAUUUGUUGUUAUUUUUAUAUAUUAUUUAUGUGACGAGCACACACGGUAAUCACAGACAAGUUCUGUUUUCUGUUUAUCGCCCCUACGUGGCGGUACUAGGAAAGGCUGCGGUACAAAAACGGGAUAAUAAAAUAUUAUUUAAUGUAUCUAA